Caenorhabditis elegans is the source of this 2152-nucleotide messenger RNA. RefSeq names its product B3/B4 tRNA-binding domain-containing protein (gene Y54E10A.6). Lineage: Eukaryota; Metazoa; Nematoda; Chromadorea; Rhabditida; Rhabditidae. Gene Ontology annotation, biological process: phenylalanyl-tRNA aminoacylation. The transcript is spliced from 5 exons. Gene Ontology annotation, molecular function: RNA binding; phenylalanine-tRNA ligase activity. Bases 5 to 1528 code for a protein of 507 amino acids. The record is from RefSeq and is marked reviewed.
AAUAAUGUUCGAAGAGCAACCGGAGGUAAUAGAGGCGAUCGAGAAUAAUCGCUUCGAAAUUGUCAUCAAAAAUGUUCGAAUCGAUUCGGUCACCGAAGCGGCCAAUCUUUCCCAGAAACGGGUUUUCGAGAGUAUGUCCCAAUUGAAUCUCCUUUCUCUCACUGGAUGCUCUCUUCACAAUCUUUCGUCUUCGAUUAGAUCUUGCAGUAAUCUAAUGCAUUUGGUUUUGCCGAAAAAUGAUUUAAAACAGCUUCCAGACGUUUUUGAUUGCUUGCCAAAACUAAAAUUCAUGGAUCUUUCACACAAUCAUCUGGAUGCUCUUCCUGCUUCAAUUUCAAAAUGUGAAAAUCUUGAAUCUCUAAUUCUCAACAACAACCGCCUCAAUGAAUCGAGUUUCCCGGAUAUAUCAAAUCUCUCGAAUCUUCAUAUUUUCGACGCCGCUCACAACACAAUUUCCAAGAUUCCUGCGUCUCUCACUUCUCACAAUCUUUCUGCAAAACUCCAUACGAUAAUACUCUCUCAUAAUUCAAUUGAAGUGAUACCGGAUAGUUUGAGCAAUUUGAAGCAAUUGAAAGAGCUUAAAAUUGAUGAGAAUAAGCUGAAAGAUGUUCCGAGUGUGAUUGCACACCUUCCCAAGUUGAAGGUUUUGGAUAUUUCGAAGAAUUGCUUCUCGGAGAGCAGAUUUCAGAAGCUUGCCAAUGAUAAGCGUGGGAAGCUUAAUGCAGUGAUUGCUCUGGCUCAAAAAAUUGGAAAACCAAUUGGAAAUUCUGAAGAGCAGAAGAAAGCUCCUGAAUCCGGUUCCCCCGAUUUUCCAGUUCCAGACGCCCCACUCACAGUCCGUACUGGAAUUGAGAAUUUGACAGUUCGUAGGCAUCCCAGUGUCUCUGAAAUCCGACCAUAUCUUGUUUGCUGUGUCAUCAAUAAUGUUGAUCUCAAUGGAGGAGACUCGUUCAAGAAAUUCAUUGCUCUUCAAACGAAAAUGCACGCGUCGGCUCUCUGUGAGAAUCGAACUCUUUCGGCUAUUGGAACGCAUCGGCUCGAUUCUUUUCAGCUUCCACUUUGUUAUAUGGCUCUUCCGAAGGAUGAACUAUAUAUCCGUGCAUUAAACAAAAAAUCGAGUGUAAGUGCAUCUGAACUGCUGGACAGUCUUCUUCGUGACGCUGAGCUGGCCAGAAAACGGAGCAAGAGAAGUACAGUUGAUCCAUUGCACAAGUACUUGCAUAUAGUAAAGGAUGAGAAUAUUCUUGCGUGUCUUGUAGACUCUCAACAAAUUGUUAUUAGCCUGCCACCGAUAACCAACUCGGAUUGCACAAAGCUAACUGUGGAUACCACGAGCAUCUGGGUAGAAGUAUCUUCGAAACAAUCACUGGAAGCAUGUAAAAAGACAAUGGAUGAACUGAUUCUCUCAAGUCGUCAGAUAUUCCCAACUCUUUCAAUUGAUCAAGUCAGAGUUGUCGACAGUGAUACACUUGUUUCAAUUUAUCCCGACAAAAAUGACCUUCCAGGAGUCUCCCGGAUAUCUAAUUAAAAAUUUGACAAAAAAAUAGUCUUAAAUUCAGAAAAUCCCCGAAAGAAAAAUGAAAAAUCAGAGUUUUUGACAAAAAUGAGCGCUGCGACCAAUCAGCGAUUUGCUCCGCCCACUUUUUGACCAAUCAGGAUUUUCGGCGCAAUUCUACUGGUUGUUCCAACAUUUUUCAUUGAAAAUUAGUGUCAAAAUAUGGAAAUUUACUAUCAAAAUGUAUAAAUCGAUCUUUGAAUUUUGCAAAAAUUUUUGUCGCACAGAAAUUGAGGCGGAGCUUGCUUUCGCAACACUGCCGCACGGGCAACAAUUUUUGCAAAAUUCAAAGAUCGAUUUAUACAUUUUGAUAGUAAAUUUCCAUAUCUUGACACUAAUUUUCAAUGAAAAAUGUUGGAACAACCAGUAGAAUUGCGCCGAAAAUCCUGAUUGGUUGAAAAGUGGGCGGAGCGAAUCGCUGAUUGGUCACAGUGCUCAAUUUUGCCGAAAAGUCGGUUUUUUUUGGAAUUUUUGAGUUUUUUUUUUUUGGAUUUUUUUCCUUCCUUUUCACCUAAUUAUUUUGUUUUUGUUGUUACCAUGUUUCUUGUUGUUUCUCCCCGAUUUCCCCCGCUGACACUAGAAUAAAAGUAUCGUUUU